AUGGAUUCGACGCUCAUUGACGUCUGGCAAGCCGCUGCUGGCAACCCUUUCCUUCCUACCGUUGGGAAGGGCACUCAAUUCCUCGUCGCCUUCGUGCUCCUCCUUCUGGGUCUCUUCUCCUUCGGCAUCUUUGCCCUCAACCGAUCUGCAGUCAACGUGCCCGUCAUUGGAAUCCCAGCUUCUUUGGCCAUCGCAGUGGGAACCGUCUACAUGUUCUGUGCGGUCGGCGUCUACGUUUGA
Molecule: messenger RNA, 240 nt
Organism: Diaporthe citri
Lineage: Eukaryota; Fungi; Ascomycota; Sordariomycetes; Diaporthales; Diaporthaceae
Exons: 3
Coding region: 1-240 (79 amino acids)
Biological process (GO): protein N-linked glycosylation
Source: RefSeq, a predicted model, not a curated record